AUGCCGGAAGAGCCGGAAGAGAGCAUGGAGAUGGUGGUCAUUCCUUCCAUCCACAUGGAGGGAGAGGCGGAUUUGAAGCCCUGCCUCCGGAGCCGGAUCUCCUUGUCCGGCGUGACCGAGGAGAUGUGGACGGACGAACACCUGGCUGCGAUGGACCAGUUCCUGAAGGACGUCAGCCAGACCAUGUUGGUCUUUUACGUUGACGACUACGCCGGGUUGAAAGUGGAGCCGGUCAUGCCCCAUCAGGAGCAGAAGCAGCUCGCCUACUUCAUCCGCCAGGAGAAGGCGGAAAUCACGGAGGAGAACUUCCACGAAGUGGUGCAAUUCGGCUCCGUGCGCAAACCCUACAUCGAUUCCCUGACGCGCAUGCUCAACGCGGUCUACUUGCCCCGCCUCUUCCGCAAAGGCUCCUGGCCCGAAAGCAUAAAAAACGAAAUUUUCUCCGAAAUUUACCAUUUCAUGACCUCCCUGACAGAUACUCGCUACAAGAUGAAGGGCCGCACCGUCCUUUACAUCCCGAUUGAGUCGCGCUCCAUCAGCGCCGAGGUGGCCCUGAAGGACAAAGCCCUGGUUCAACGCCUGGAGACUUCCAUGAUCCACUGGACCCGGCAGAUCAAGGACGUGCUGAGGGCCCAGGAGGCGGUGGAGAGCCGGGAAAGCUCGGGGCCCCUGGAGGAGAUCGCCUUCUGGAAGAACCGCUGCACCGACCUGUCGGAGAUCAGCAAGCAGCUGUGCCAGAAGGGGGUGAAGGACAUCGAGGGCGUCCUGACCCUCUCCAAGUCCUCCUACGUGGCCCCCUUCCAGCGCCUCUCCCGGCAGAUCCAGGACGGGUCGGAGCAGGCCCAGUCCAACCUCCGCUUCCUGUCCAUCCUGAAAGAGCCCUUCCAGGAACUGGCCACCCUGCGCCCCAAAGACAUCCCCGAGAAGCUGCCCCAUCUCAUCAGCCUGGUCCGGAUCGUGUGGGUCAACUCCCCCUACUACAACAGCCGGGAGAGGAUCACGGGAUGGGUCCUGGACCAGACCAGCAUCUUUGCCCAGGUGGAUGCCUUUGUCCAACGUUGCAAGGACCUCCUGGAGGUCUGCGAUAGCCAACAGCACUUUGCCCGCUGGGAAGACGGCAAGCAGACUCCACUGCCUUGUUUCUUCGGUCAACAAGGCCCUCAGAUGGCCCGGAGCAUGCUGGAGAUCGAGGAGACCUUCAAUAAAUAUCUCAACAACCUCCGGAACGUGAAAGGAGGGAUUCUGGAUGUGAAGAACACGACCUGGCAUGAAGACUUCAACCGCUUCCGCGCAGGAGUCAAAGACCUGGAAGUCAUGACCCAGAACUUGAUGACUUCGGCCUUCGAGACGGUGAAGGAUGUAGAGCACGGGGUGGAGAUUCAAGACAUCUUCCAACAUCUGUCAUCCCGAGAGGCCAUCAAGCGCACCUUCGACAAGAAGACCGUUGACGUUUUCAUGCUCUUCAACCGGGAGCUCUCCCUGGUCAACAAGGAACUGAGCAAGAAGAUUCCUUUCCUCCCGCCGUACAUGUGCCAUUACUCUGGCAUGGCCCACUGGAUGCGUGCGCUCCGCCGCCGUGUGGACAGACCCAUGCAG
Molecule: messenger RNA, 1596 nt
Organism: Protobothrops mucrosquamatus (brown spotted pit viper)
Lineage: Eukaryota; Metazoa; Chordata; Lepidosauria; Squamata; Viperidae
Product: dynein heavy chain 2, axonemal-like
Exons: 10
Source: RefSeq, a predicted model, not a curated record